Messenger RNA from Cucurbita maxima (winter squash), 1435 nucleotides. RefSeq names its product cytokinin riboside 5'-monophosphate phosphoribohydrolase LOG8-like. Gene Ontology annotation, cellular component: cytosol; nucleus. Bases 541 to 1191 code for a protein of 216 amino acids. Gene Ontology annotation, molecular function: hydrolase activity, hydrolyzing N-glycosyl compounds. Gene Ontology annotation, biological process: cytokinin biosynthetic process. NCBI's taxonomy places the organism in Eukaryota, Viridiplantae, Streptophyta, Magnoliopsida, Cucurbitales, Cucurbitaceae. The transcript has 8 exons. The record is from RefSeq and is a predicted model, not a curated record.
GAGUCAACUCAAACAUCUAUCAUCUCCGAUCGAGACUUGGCUUUUAUAAUGAUUUUGGAGCGAUUUGAGUCGCGAUAUUGGCGAGUUGUUUCCCUUUUUUUUAUCUGUUUCAAAUUUCAAUUACUUUUAAUUCUGAGGGUUUAUAGUUUAAGUAUUUACAGUGAUAGCGAUGAUCAUGAUUCUGAUAGGCGACAAAAUGGAGAUGGACGGCUGCUCGUGCUUUGGUAUAUAAGGAAUCCCAUUGAUUUUUCCAUUUCUAGUUGCCGUUUUUCUCUCCAUUUGUUCAGGAUCAUCGAAACCCGCCUUGGCCCUUGUUGUCUUUUGGAGUAAUGGUCCUGAAAUUCUGUUUUGUUUUGUUUUGUUGCUCCAUUUUUGGGAAGACUUCCAAUUCUUCGCCGAUUAGAAGGAUAUAAUCUGCAGAAGAUACUUCUGCUUCUGCUUGUGCUGCUGUUUUUCUUGUUCUUCGCUACUCCUUUUGUUAGUUCUUGCCUUUUCCCAAUGUUUCUUUUCGAAUCAUAUUGAGAAUAGCUUCGAUUUUGAAUGGAAGAGAGUAAUUCUAAAAGCAAGUUCAAGAGGGUUUGCGUCUUCUGCGGCAGCAACUCUGGCCAUCGCAAAGUCUUCAGCGAUGCCGCUCUUGAUUUGGGAAAUGAACUGGUUGAGAGGAAGAUUGAUUUGGUGUACGGUGGCGGAAGUGUUGGUUUGAUGGGCUUGAUAUCACAAACUGUAUACGAUGGAGGCUGCCAUGUUCUUGGGAUCAUUCCGAAAGCUCUGAUGCCUCAUGAGAUUUCUGGGGAAACUGUGGGAGAGGUAAGAACAGUUUUGGACAUGCAUGAACGAAAAGCUGCGAUGGCUCGAGAAUCCGAUGCUUUCAUUGCUCUUCCUGGAGGGUAUGGGACUAUGGAAGAGCUGUUGGAGAUGAUAACGUGGGCGCAACUCGGUAUCCACAAGAAACCAAUUGGCCUGCUUAAUGUUGAUGGUUACUACAACUCUUUGUUGGCACUAUUCGAUAAUGGCGUGGUUGAAGGUUUCAUUAAGCCCGUUGCUCGAGAAAUUGUGAUAUCUGCUCCAACAGCAAAGGAACUAAUGGAAAAAAUGGAGGAACAUACUCCUUUUCGUGAACACGUUGCUCCCCACGAAAGCUGGGGAACGGAGCACCUCGGGGAUUAUCCUAGCCAAGAAAACAAACCAUGACCGAUAAGCGGGGACACUUUGUUUCUGCAAUGAGUCCCCACAGCCUAUAUUACUGCUUGCUGCGCUGCUAGACAUGUUUGUCUGCAAUAAUGGAGAUGAUAAAAGGAUGGGGUUAUCAAAUUAUGGAUCCAUCUCCCUCAACUCUGUCCUUUCACUUGCAGAUCUUUCUUAGCUGUGUUCUUAUGAACUGCUGAGUGUUAUUAGUUCUUGGAUGCUUGAAUUAUUAGUGAUCCAAGUGGAAUAG